CGCUGAAGCUCUUGCGUAGCUAAACAAACCCAGGGAGUGUGAGUGAUGAAAAGAUAAAAGGGCUACAAGAGCAAAGAAAGCAUUUGACUGCACUUCUUGAAACAAACGAACAGAAUCUUUUAAGGGCACAGUCUUAUGCUCCAAGGCUUGCAGAUGAAAGCAGUUUUCAGGAAAUGAAACUGUCUGCAUUAUCUGAGAAGAGAAAACUUUUGCAAGAAAAAUUAGAUUCAAAUCUGAAAGAUCUACAAGAAGCACAAAUGCUUGCAUCUCUCCAACCAGACAGUAUGAAUGAACGUAAAGUAGAAGAACUAACAGAACAAAGGAAAAAGUUGACUGAUGAUCUGAAGGCAGCUACGAAUGAUAUGCUAGAAAUACAACAUCAUCCUUCAAAAAGAGCUUUAUUUGAAAGACCCAGUGAAAAAGAAAUGUCUAAAAUAUACAGACUAUCUGAAAAGAAACAACUUUUGCUAGAAAAGUUGGAAUCUAAUCAAAAAGAGCUACAAGAAGCUGAGAAACUUGCAGCUACCCAGCCAGGCAGUGUCAGUGCACACACCCUGCAGGAAUUGUCUAAGCAAAGGAAACAUUUGAAUGAAGAGCUAGAGGCAACACUGGAUGGCAUACAAAAUAUAUUUGAUGCUUCAGAAAGAACUGUAUUUGUACGACCUGUUGGAGAUUAUUUGAAAACAUUUCUGCUUACAGGAAGAGAAUUAGAUGACUUAUCUGUGAAGAAGAAAGAGUUGCUGGAAAUGUUAGAAUCGAAUAGAAAAGAGCUACAAGAAGCUCAAGAACAUGCAAUUUUGCAACCAGGGAGUAUAAGUGAUCAUAAGCUGCAGACGUUAUUUAACGAAAGAAGACGAUUAACUACAGAACUAGAGACAACUAUGAAUGAUAUACAAAAGGCACAGGAGCCUACUUUAGAAGGAACAACACAAUACUCUGGAAGGGAAUUGUAUGAGCUGUCUGCAAAGAAGCAUGAAUUAAUGGAACAGUUGAAAUCUAACCAGAAAGAGCUACAAGAAGCUCGAGAACUUGCAGAUGCACAACCAGGCAGUAUCAGUGAGAGUAAACUACAAGAGCUAGCUGAACAAAACAGACGUUUGACUGAAAAUCUAGAAGAAACAUUACGUGAUAUAGUAAAAGUAGAGCGCCUUGCUUCCGAAAAAGCCCUAACUAACAAACUUGCUGGCAGGGAAUUACAUGAGCUAUCUUCAAAGAAGCAACUUUUACAGUUAUAUUUGGAUUCCAAUUUGAAGGCACUACAGGAAGCUCAGAAUCUUGCUGCUACUCAACCAGGCAGUAUUAAUGAACAAAAAGUUCAGGAGCUUGUUGAGGAAAGAAGACAAUUGUCUGCAGAUUUAAAGGCAACUAUAAAGAAAAUACAUGAGGCAGAACAACAUGCUUCAGAAAGGGGUCUAACUGAACAAUCCUCAGACCAGGAAUUAUAUGACUUAUUUGAAAAGAAGCACCUGUUACAAGGAAAUUUGGAAUCCAAUUGGAAAGAGAUACAGGAAGCUCAGACUCUUGAAGCUGCUCAACCAGGCAGUAUCCCUGAGCAUAAAUUAGAGGAGCUAGCUCAGGAAAGAAGACGUUUAACUGAAGAUCUAGAAAAAACUGCUCAGGAUAUCCAAAAAGUAAAGCGUUCUUCUUCAGUAAAGGUUCCAGCUGAGAGACAUGCUGAAAGAGAAUUAUAUGAACUAUCAGAAAGGAAACAAUUGUUAUUAGAAAAUUUGAAAGGACUACAAGAAGCUCAAGCUUUGGCGGCUACCCAACCUGGCACUGUUGGUGAAGAAAAACGAAAGCAAUUAGCUGAGCAGAAAAGACGUUUAGCUGCAGAUCUAGAAGCAACUGUACACGAUAUGCAAAAAGCACAGCAUGCUUCAGAAAUUCCUGUAACAUUAAAGCCCAGCGAAAACGAAUUAUAUGAACUGUUGGAGAAGAAGUACCUGUUACUAGAAAACCUGGCAUCUAAUCGGAAAGAGCUACAGGAAGCUCAUGCUCUUGCGGAUGCCCAGCCAGGCAGUGUCAGUGAUCAUAAACUGCAGAUGCUAAAUGAGCAAAGAAAACAUUUGACUGAAGAUCUAAAAGCAACUGUGCAUGAUAUACAAAAAAUACAACACCAUGCUUCACAAAAAGCUCCAACUGAAGGAGAAUUAUUUGAACUAUCUGAGAAGAAACAACUCUUGAUGGAAAGUCUAGAAUCCAAGCAAAAGGAACUACAAGAAGCUAAAGCUCUUGCAGCUUCUCAACCAGACACUAUCAGUGAACAAAAACUACAGGAGCUAGCUGAGCAAAAAACCCAAUUGACUAUAGCUCUAGAAGCAACUAUGCAUGAUAUACGAGAAAUACAGCAUCGUACUCCACAAAGGGAACUGCCUGAAGAGCCUUGUGAAAAGGAUUUACAUAAACUUUUUGAAUGGAAACAACGUUUAUUGGAACACACAGAAACUAAUCUGAAAGAGCUAGAAGAAACUCAUGCUCUUGUUGGUACUGAACCAGACAGCAUCAGUGAGGGAAAAAUACAAGAGUUAAAUGAGCAAAGAAAGAUUUUGACUGAAAACCUGGAGGCAGUUGUACAAGAAAUGCAACAAACGAAAGCUUAUCUUUCAAAGACUGGUGGAAUAAUAAGACCCAUUGAAAAGGAUUUAGAUCAGCUUUUCCAGAAGAAAAAAAUGUUUCUAGAACGUUUUGAAUCAAAUUCAAAAUUGCUGGAAGCAGCACAAAAAUAUGCAGCUAUUUAUCCAAGCCAUAUCAAUGAGCAAAAGGUUCAAGAACUCACUGCUGAAAGAAGGCUUUUAGCUGCAGGGCUGGAAGCAAUUAUUGAAGAUUUAGAAGAAGAAGAAGAGGUAGCUGGAAUAAGAGGCAGAGAAAGAAUUUUGGAAGAACUGACUGGAAAAAAGAAAGUGUUUUUACAUAAUUUGGCAUUCAGUUUGAAAGAACUGAAACAAGCACAGGCUCUUGCAGCUGCCCAACCAGAUAGCAGCAAUGAGCAAAGGGUACAAGAACUCUUGGAGCAAACAAAGCUUUUGGCUGGAGGUUUAGAUGCCAUUAUGCAAGAAAUAAAGAGUCUGUUUUUAGACAAAGCAGAGAUAGUAAAACCCGAUGAACAAGAUUUAUCUGAAAAGAGAAGAUGUUUUUUGGAAAAUCUAGAAUUAAAUCUGGAAGAAUUGAAAAAUUUGGAAGCUGCUGCAAGUGCUGAACCUGACAGUGUGAGUGAACAGAAAAGGCAGGAACUAACAGAUAAGAGAGCACUAUUGGCUGCCAAUCUUGAGUCAAUGCUUCAAGAUAUGCAAGAAGCAGAGGCUCCUGAUUUAGAACAAAGUGUAAUGACAAUACCUGAUGAGAAAAAUUUAAAUGAUUUGCUAGUGCUUACAAGACUAGAAUCAAAACUGAAUGAACUGGAAAAAUCAGGGACUUUUUCAUCUAUUCAAUUGGAUGGUAUAAUUGUUUUUGUAGGGAAAAGGAUGCAGAGUCUAAAAGAACUAAAGAGCAGUUCAACUGAUAAAUGGGAGUUGCCUGUUGUAGAAGCAGAUACAAAUGUAGUUGAUAAAACUGCUAAAGAAAAGGCAGUAAAAGAAUUCAUUGAACAAAGGAAACAUUUAUUUUCAUAUCUGCAAUCAAGUAUCAAAGAGCUGCAAGAAAAAGGCAUUAUUCGACAGAGCAGUGCACCUGACAAAGAUUUUCAGAGUAUAUCAAGAGAAAAAGUUGAUUUGGAUAAAUAUCUUGUAGCAGUUCCAAUUGACAUUCUACAAUCAGAGGCUGCUGCUUUACAUACUAAAUAUGGACAGGAUGAUGAGAGCAUAACAAAACAAAAGGUUUUGGCUGCAAAACUAGAAGCAAAUAUGAAAGAUCUGCAAGCUGCUUUGGAAGGAGAGAAGAUGGGAAAAAGGAGAUAUGGUGCACCGAGAGACAUUUUAAAAACUCUAAUCAAACGAAGAAUGCUUGUAUCUGAAUCGGCAGAAGAGCAGCAGUUGAAACCAUCAUUGUCUGGGCUGCAAAUACAAAUAAGUAAAGCACCUGUGCUUAAGAAAAGCAAAACUGGUCAGUCCUCUUCAUACAGAAAAGCAGAAACAGAAGUUGAUUCUUCAGUCCAGGACUAUAAGGACAAACUUUUACAGAAAGAGACAGAACUAGCAUUUAAAAGACAAUUUAUGCCACCGUCAAGUGGAACACAAUUUCCGCAAUUGUCAGGAAGCAAAAUAUCUUUGCCACAACUGCCUAGCACUGCAGAUUCUGACAUAAAAACAGAGAGAUAUCCUGUGGAUCCUGGUCUGCAAGAAAUAUUCAAUUUUAACAAGAAUUUAAUUCUAGGACAGAAAGCAAAUCUUCAACAAGCAUUGCAACUGGCUCAACAACAGUUAUUACAACAACAGCCAUCUUAUAUCCUGCCUGAAAGGUUAAGAAAUAUGUCGGUAUUAUUAUCCCAACCAUCUGGCACAACUAGAGCCCAUGAUUAUAGUAUGCAGCCUUCAAGACCAGUAUGGGAAGCAAACCAAUUACCUCAAAAGGACUAUGGACGCAAGCUGAAUAUGUUAAAAAGAAAGCUGAUAGGACCGGGGGCUAAAGGUAAUUUAUCAAUCUGAAUACAGGUUCUUUUUUCCACUUAUUUUAUCUAUAUAUU
This is a messenger RNA of Sceloporus undulatus (fence lizard), 4618 nucleotides long. RefSeq names its product GRIP and coiled-coil domain-containing protein 2-like. Bases 174 to 4580 code for a protein of 1468 amino acids. The record is from RefSeq and is a predicted model, not a curated record. Lineage: Eukaryota; Metazoa; Chordata; Lepidosauria; Squamata; Phrynosomatidae. The transcript is spliced from 39 exons.